Messenger RNA from Cyphellophora europaea CBS 101466, 270 nucleotides. RefSeq lists its product as uncharacterized. NCBI's taxonomy places the organism in Eukaryota, Fungi, Ascomycota, Eurotiomycetes, Chaetothyriales, Cyphellophoraceae. The record is from RefSeq and is a predicted model, not a curated record. Bases 1 to 270 code for a protein of 89 amino acids. The transcript has a single exon.
AUGGCGAACCCCAAGACGGCGUGCAGCGACGACAACAUUCUCGCCGUCCUCUCUUUGGCCAAUCAUCGGCUGCUCGACGAUGUCAACCCACUGCAAGGUCCACCCUCGACCGUCGCGCAAGGCCCAUUCAAGUCUAUGCGCCUCCUCAAUUUGUAUGGGGGGCCGAUUGACUUCGACGAGGCUCACGAUGCUGGUGUGGCCAAGAUGACCGAGGUCCGAGGCGGUCUACAUGCUCUGAGACUCCCUGGAAUCGCCGAGAUGAUGAGCUAG